UUGUUUUAGCACUACCAUUACCUCAUCGAACUUCAAUCCUUUUUAUGCCUGCAUUCUACCUCAGUUUAUGGGACAUCCGGACAAGAUAUCCGCACUGCUCGAAUGGUGUUCAACUUGCGGUAUAACAAUUGAUCCACGGCUGCGUGUUGUUUGCCACGAUGAAAGCAUCAGCGUUCGUUCUAACGACAAGGAGAUUGCACCCUUUUCUUCAGUGGUGCAUAUUCCAAAAGAUGCUAUUCUUUCGGAAAUCGUCCUCUGUUUCGUCGGCCGUCGUCCCCAGCCCUGUUGGACAUGAAGCCCAGUUGUCAUUGGCGCUUGCUUUAUACAUUGAACUAACGAAAGGCGCAUCAUCUCGGUGGCAUGGCUAUCUGCAAUCACUUCCUACACAAAUCGUGGACAUUCCCAUUCUGUGGCAAACAGAUGACCAUUUCAUGGAUUCUACGGAUAGAAAACACGCUUUAAAGUGGUUAAAGGGGACUGAGGUGGAAAAGGACCUACUGGCGCGUGUGGAUGGCCUUACUCGCCUGGAUGAAUUACACCAAUACUACAGUGAAGUGGCAGAGCCCGUGUUCAAAGCGUACUUCCGAGGCUCAUCCACCGCCAAGUGUUCUUCACAUGGAUUUUAUCAUGCGUAUUCGCUAGUCUCAUCCAGAGCCUUCCUUGUCGAUGCGUAUCACGGGCUUUCAAUGGUGCCUAUCGCAGAUGCCUUCAAUCAUUCUCAAGAAAAUCAUGUACAUCUUGAGAGCGAAUAUGAUGUCUGCCCUGAAUGUGGUUCCCUGAAGGAAUGUGCUCACGACGAUGAGCCUUCACCGGCCCACGGGGAAGUGUUCAACACAUAUGGCGAAACCCUCAGCAACGCUCAGCUGCUUCUACGAUAUGGCUUCAUUCUAGACGUAAAUGAUAACGAUCAAGUCGUUUGGGAUAGAGGAGCUACUGGAGACACCCCAGAACACCUAAUCGACGCCCGGCGCUCGAUUGACAUUCCAACGGAGACAUGGCAGUAUCGUUUUUCUGAAUCUGACUCCACCGCUCCUGUGGAGCUACAUGGAGUGUACUUUUAUGGCACAACUUCGCGUAGUAUCCUCCUCCCUGACCAGCUAUGCAUCUUCCAGCUCCUGUUCAAAACUCCCAGGCCCGCUUUUCGACGUUUACCCCUGCGAACGUUCACAGUUCUGUUCAUUUUAUUUGCUUUACUCGUGGGGAGUAGGCAUACUUCACAUCAUUCACCAUACUCCUUUGCAAUAGACAAGGGAUGGUUGUUAGUGGAUACCCGGAUUGGUCACCCUACCACUUCUCCGUUCAUCAAUCACAAAACUGCGGCGCUCGGUCCCAGUAGCUCGACCAACGGUGCCAAACCGACGCACAUCAGCGAAAAUGAAUCUUUCCCUAUAAAGGAUAUCUCUUGGCCGCCUGCUGAUCCAGAGCGUCUGACGAAUAUUGAAGAGCUAAGGGAACUCGUGUCCCACUACGGACGGAUACGAUUUAUCAUUGACUCGGCAUUGUUGCAAGCAAAGCUUCUUCGCCGAACACUUGUCCUUCCAUCGUUCGUUUAUGCGCGUAGUUGCGAGUACGAUAUGCAAGUGUGCUCCGACUAUGCUGUGAUGGUUAACAAAGGGGAUGUAUUGAGAAGCAACGAAUGGCUCGGUCUUCCAAUAGACCAGCAGAUGGCCUGGUCGCACCCAGUCAUUACCGUAUCUGAAUAUCUUCGCCUUCAUGGUCAGGACAGCGAUGCCGAAGCUUCCGACGGUCAAUGGCAGAGAAGUUUGUAUGUCAUUGAAAAUGGGUGGUACGACCCGCCCGAAACUGUGAGGGUCGAUGAAGUGGUGACAAAGACCGAAGAGGCGAACAUUUCGGAUGUGGAGGAAGGAGGGAUUUAUAGGACACUGAAGGAUGCUCUCCCGGAUGAUCAAGUUCUGCUAGAUUGGGAUAAAGCACGGGAACUAUUGGGUAUCUUGAGCGACGAAGAUCUCGAGAGGGUAAUCAUUGACAACGGAUGGGAAGUGGUACAUACUUUCAAGCCCUUGCUAGGGAUGGAGUACAGCAAGGCAGUAAUAGAUCCCAUACGACAGAUCACUCCUCGAAAGAACUUACGUGGAUUCAAGAAUGAUUUUGGAGGACGUAAGGAAGAAGUCGUACUGCUCGCUGGGGAGGUCCAUCAUGGACGAAAGCCGGGAUCUAUGCGAUUUGCAUCGCGUGCCGCUUUGGAUCAGUUCGUCGGUUUGGUGCUAGAUGAUGUCCGCAGGAUUGAUGCUGUCUUAGCUCUUGCAGAUGCAAUGGUUGAACGCAUGUACAUGUUCACCGAGGGGAGACUCUGGAUGGCAGCGCAUAUACGUCGUGGUGACUUUGUGAGGCACAACUUGGUAAUGGAGAAGGUCCCAAAAGAACAUAUGGCUAGGGUCAAGAACCAUUUGAAGGAAGGUGUAGACUUCAUUGGGGCACUGAGAAAGGGGGAAGAGACAUUGAAGACCUGCGAUGUCCCAGCAUCGCGGCUACAAAUUAAACCAGACAUGGAAAUUCUCAAGAACAAGGCACCAUUAGCAGGAGACUGGUUCUAUGUUGCAACGGACGAGCGGGAUAAAAAAGUCUUGGAAGAAUUCCGUAAAAAAGGCGCAGUCUUCAUGGAUGAUCUCCUCACCAUUUCUGAUCGGCGCAGUGAGUUAUCGUGGGCACUGAUGCUUACCGAUUUUCGUGGCCUGGUGGAGCAGAUCGUUUUGUCGAGAGCAGCAUUCUUUUAUGGGCAUGCAUUGAGUUCGGUUGCUGGCGGUGUGAUGAAUCUGCGAGCACUGAGGGGGAUGGACCCACGCACUGCAGACGUGGACUGA
Messenger RNA from Desarmillaria tabescens, 2822 nucleotides. RefSeq lists its product as uncharacterized. Lineage: Eukaryota; Fungi; Basidiomycota; Agaricomycetes; Agaricales; Physalacriaceae. Gene Ontology annotation, molecular function: protein-lysine N-methyltransferase activity. The record is from RefSeq and is a predicted model, not a curated record. The coding region runs from base 159 to 2822 and encodes 887 amino acids. The transcript has 17 exons. Gene Ontology annotation, cellular component: nucleus. Gene Ontology annotation, biological process: peptidyl-lysine monomethylation.